AUGAGCGCCGCGCUCUUCAGCCUGGACGGCCCGGCGCGCGGCGCGCCCUGGACGGCGGAACCCACUGCCUUCUACGAGCCCGGCCGAGUGGGGAAGCCGGGUCGCGGAGCCGAGCCGGCCGCGCCCGCCAUGUACGACGACGAGAGCGCCAUCGACUUCAGCGCCUACAUCGACUCCAUGGCCGCCGUGCCCACCCUGGAGCUGUGCCAUGACGAGCUCUUCGCCGACCUCUUCAACAGCAACCACAAAGCGGGCGCCCUGGAGCUACUGCCCGGUGGCCCCGCGCGCCUCGGGGGCCCUGGCCCGGCGCCGCGACCCCUCAAGCGCGAGCCCGACUGGGGCGACGGCGACACGCCCGGCUCCCUGCUGCCCGCGCAGGUGGCCGCGUGCGCGCAGACGGUGGUGAGCCUCGCGGCCGCUGCGCAACCCACACCGCCCGCGUCGCCAGAGCCGCCGCGCCGGAGCCCCGCGCCCCCAGCGCCCGGGCCUGCGCGCGACAAGACGGCGGGCAAGCGGGGCCCAGACCGUGGAAGCCCCGAGUACCGGCAGCGACGCGAGCGCAACAACAUCGCUGUGCGCAAGAGCCGCGACAAGGCCAAGCGGCGCAACCAGGAGAUGCAGCAGAAGCUGGUGGAGCUUUCGGCCGAGAACGAGAAGCUGCAGCAGCGCGUGGAGCAGCUCACGCGGGACCUGGCCGGACUGCGGCGCUUCUUCAAGCAGCUGCCCGGCGCGCCCUUCCUGCCCGGCGCGGGGGCGGCGGACGCGCGGUGA
This is a messenger RNA of Rangifer tarandus platyrhynchus (Svalbard reindeer), 771 nucleotides long. The record is from the annotation of a GenBank genome assembly. Lineage: Eukaryota; Metazoa; Chordata; Mammalia; Artiodactyla; Cervidae.